UGAAAAAAAAAAAAAAAAAAAAAACUUCCUCAGAAGGAAACACAUUCACUCAGAGAUUACGAUGAACGUGAUUUAAACAGGAGCUCAAAAUAUUUCCUCUAAUCUGGAGGAGUGUUUGAAUAAAAGUAGGAUGAAGGCUGAGCUCCACAGGAGAAGAGAAACACCGGCCGGGCUGUACGGUGGGGUACACAGAAGUACAUGUUAGUAUUUGUUAGUGUACUCCGUACUCUGUAGCUGUACACAGACUCAGGCAGGAUGAUCUUCCUGAUGGACCUCCAGGUGAUGCUCCUGGAUGUCGUCUACUUCAUCCUCCGUAACUCCCUGCGGGUCGUCCUGCGGCCGCGCACCAAGUCCAUCGAGGGCGAGCUGGUUCUGAUCACGGGGUCAGGAGGCGGCCUGGGUCGGGUCUUCGCACAGGAGUUCACCAAACAAGGGGCGGACGUGGUGCUGUGGGACAUCAACGGCGCUGCCAAUGAGCAGACGGCGGCGCUGGUGCGUGACAUGGGCGGUAAGGCGUUCGCGUACAGCGUGGACGUGACCCAGAGGGCGGACGUGUACCGCACCGCGGAGAUGGUGAGGAAAGACCUGGGCCGUGACGUCACCAUCCUGGUCAACAACGCCGGCGUGGUGGCGGGGAGGCGUCUGUUGGACUGUCCCGACGAAGUGGUGGAGAAGACCCUGAAGGUCAACUGCCACGCCCUCUUCUGGACAGUGAAGGCCUUCCUGCCUCAGAUGAAGGCCCAGAACCACGGCCACAUCGUGACCAUCGCCAGCGUCCUCGGACUCUUCAGCACAGCGUGUGUGGAGGAUUACUGCGCCAGUAAAUUUGCUGCUGUGGGUUUUCACGAGUCUCUGGCCCACGAGCUGCUGACCGAGGACCUGGACGGAGUGAAGACCACGCUCGUUUGUCCCUACAUCGUGGACACGGGGAUGUUUGAAGGCUGCAAGAUACGGAAGGAAGCUGAAAUGAUCCUGCCACCGCUGCAGCCCCAGUACUGCGUUGAACAGGCCAUGAACGCCAUCCUCAUCGACCAACCGCUGGUCUGCAUCCCACGGAUGACCUACAUCCCUUACCUCUCUAGAGCGUUGUUGCCGUGGGAAUCCAACAGUGUCGUGUAUCGUUUCCUGGGGUCGGACAAGUGCAUGUACCCUUUCAUCGAUACAAUGAAGAAACAGGUGUCGAACGGCCACGUCAAGGUGGAGUGAUCGGAGCGGACUCCGUCCAAUCAGAGAGGUUCAUGGUUAUUACAGUAAAAUAUGGUCAAGUACAGACGGGAUUUAACCCCAACAUAUGACUGGAAGUGACUAUAUAUUUUAUCUUUACCUCUGUAUCGUGAUAUGUAUUGUAUCGUGAGGUUAUU
Cynoglossus semilaevis (tongue sole) is the source of this 1361-nucleotide messenger RNA. It is a transcript of the gene rdh20, whose product is annotated as retinol dehydrogenase 20. The transcript is spliced from 5 exons. Gene Ontology annotation, cellular component: lipid droplet. The record is from RefSeq and is a predicted model, not a curated record. NCBI's taxonomy places the organism in Eukaryota, Metazoa, Chordata, Actinopteri, Pleuronectiformes, Cynoglossidae. The coding region runs from base 256 to 1206 and encodes 316 amino acids. Gene Ontology annotation, molecular function: oxidoreductase activity, acting on the CH-OH group of donors, NAD or NADP as acceptor.